GCUCUAUUUUUUUUUUUUUUUUCGGGGCUGGGGAUCGAACCUAGGACCUUGCGCUUCCUAGGCAAGCGCUCUACCACUGAGCCAAAUCCCCAACCCCUCUUUCUAGAUUUUUAAUGAUGUGUGAAAAAUCGUAGAAUCCUAUACAUUUCCCCAAAAAGAUAGCUCAGUGGUUAAGAGCAAUUGCUGCUCUUACAAAGGAACGGAGCUCAGACCUAAGCACCUACACCCACACCCACACCCAGCAGUUCACACCUGCCUGUAACUUCACCUGUAGGGCGUCCGAUGCUCUCUUCUGGCCCCCAUGGGCAAUCAUACAAGCGUGAGACACACAUAACUGAAUAAAUGAGUCAACACACAAAUAUUACUUUUAAAAAGAAAGAACAGAACAGAUUUUAACAGGUUUUAGAGAAAGCACUCUGUCCCCAGCAUCACCAUCAAGUUCAGUGAUUCGUGGGAAAGACUCUUGGACAGUUGUUCUCUUGGUUGAUUACUGCUCCUGUGAACAAAUGCACUGCAAAGUCAGCAAAGGGGAAAGCCAGGGAAAAGAGGCUUCUGGCAACUCUCCACAGUGGAGCCACACAAAGUGUGUUGUCAACCUCAGUGGCUUCUCAGCAGCCAUGUUCAAGGGGCUCUCAGCAGUACCCAACGCCUCCCAUCUACAAAACUUCCAGGCUCUCAGAGGAUGCCAGCAAUAAGAUAUCCUAUCAGGUCUGGUUGGUGAAAAUAACUGCAAAAUCUUUCAGGUCCCAGCCAGGGUUGUCCCUGUAAGCAGAAAGAAUUGAGAAGGCGUCUCGAAGCUCCUAUAUUAGCCUCUUCAGAACCACUCACUGACUAAGCCAUAUAUAAAAGUAAGUCCCUUGAACCAGGUGAAAACAACCUUCACAAAUGACCUCAGGUAUGUCCCCUUGGGAAUUAAAACAAAUCUCAUUGAUUAUAUAGCUUGGUAUUAGAAAUCUGGUGUGAGCGCCAUUUCGUGGACGCCGCGGGAGUGAGAGCAUCUGUGGAAGCAGUGCCAGAGGGAAGCGGGUGGGCCUGUCGGAGCGUUAGGAUUUGAGCUUGGGCAUUUUGAAUCCAGGAUCUCGAAAUGCAUCGUGAUUCCUGUCCCUUGGACUGUAAGGUUUAUGUAGGUAAUCUUGGAAACAAUGGGAACAAGACUGAAUUAGAACGGGCUUUUGGCUAUUAUGGACCACUCCGAAGUGUGUGGGUUGCUCGAAACCCUCCUGGCUUUGCUUUCGUCGAAUUUGAGGAUCCCCGAGAUGCUGCUGAUGCUGUCCGAGAGCUAGAUGGAAGAACACUAUGUGGCUGCCGUGUAAGAGUGGAACUGUCGAAUGGUGAAAAGAGAAGUCGGAAUCGUGGCCCGCCUCCCUCUUGGGGUCGUCGUCCUCGAGAUGAUUACCGCAGGAGGAGUCCUCCACCUCGGCGCAGAUCCCCAAGGAGAAGCUUUUCGCGAAGCCGGAGCAGGUCUCUUUCUAGAGAUAGGAGAAGAGAAAGGUCUCUGUCUCGUGAGAGAAAUCACAAGCCGUCUUGAUCCUUCUCUAGGUCUCGUAGCUGAUCUAGGUCAAAUGAAAGGAAAUAGAAGACCAGUUGGCAAAAGUGGUGUACAGGAAAUAACUUCAUUUGACAGGAGUAUGUACAGGAAAUUAAAGUUUUGUUUGAGACUUCAUAAGCUUGGUGCAUUUUUAAGAUGUUUUAGCUGUUCGAAUUUGAUUUGUCUCUUGGAACAGUGACACACAAAACGAUGUAAUUCUCUAUGGUUUCAAAUGGAUCAUAUGAGGCAUGUGAUAUCAAGAACUGUUACUUUACAAUGUUCCCUUAAGCGAGAUUGAAUUUUCUUUGAAUUUUAGUUUUUCAUAGACUGAAAUAAACCUAGAUCCUGCCCAGUUUGAAGUGAUGUACUGAUGACGUCAAGCACCUAGCGGAAAUGGACUAAAGCUGUAGUUCCCCUAGUGACUGAGACACAGUGUGGCACUGUGGGUGAAAUGGUGAGCAGCCUUUAAAAGCUGCUGCGAACACAACCAACAGAUAAAGGGUAGGAACCACACUCUGAAGGUUUUCACAGUGGUUCCUUCCUGGUUGCUGUACGGGGAUGCAGAGCUGUCUAACGUCUUUAUUUGGAAAUGUAAAACUAAGAUACCAGUGUCCUAUCAGUUUAAGGGUACAUUGUAGAGCUGAACUCAGUUACUGUGCAAGAUUUUUUUUCAUGCUGUCAUUUGUAAUAUGUUUGUGAGAAUCCUUGGGAUUAAAGUUUUGGAUACAAAAAAAAGAAAAGAAAAAAGAAAAAAAGAAA
Rattus norvegicus (Norway rat) is the source of this 2287-nucleotide messenger RNA. NCBI's taxonomy places the organism in Eukaryota, Metazoa, Chordata, Mammalia, Rodentia, Muridae. The record is from RefSeq and is a predicted model, not a curated record.